Soboliphyme baturini is the source of this 2646-nucleotide messenger RNA. The record is from the annotation of a GenBank genome assembly. Lineage: Eukaryota; Metazoa; Nematoda; Enoplea; Dioctophymatida; Soboliphymatidae.
UCCGGCGAACGCUCGACUUCUCCUAGCAAUGACCUGCGAUCUUCUCAAGACGAGCUCUCUGUCAGAGACGUUGAUCAUACGCCAAGUGCUGCGGCGGAACCGGAUGCGAAAAUUAUACCAAGUAGGAAAAUUGAUUGGACUACAUCAUAGGCACAAAUUGUACACAGAUAAGUCCGCGGAAGAAAUCUUGAGCAGCCUGGAAAACGGCGUCGAGGUGGCCAUCUCCAGAGUGAAAUCCUGGCUCGUUUACAUUAGCGAUAUUCUGAACUUUAUCCAGCGGCGAAUCGGCCUGGAAAAUGAACAUUCAAAGGCGAUGCAGAAGCUGUCCGCCAGUGCUCAUCUGACGCUUUCCGACGAGCGCUACCAGCCUCUCGAGGAGGUGUUCCAGAAGAUGUUCAGGCAAGAGGGCGAAUUCCACGAGCAGUGCAUAGAGACGAUGCGUAGUCUGUACGACUACAAAUUCGUAAAGCCUCUCGAGGGCAUGAAAUACAGCACGGAACGAAAGCUGAAAGAGAUCAAACAAACCUGGGAAAAAGCAGUGAAAGCUGUGGAUUCAGCGGAAACAGAGCUCAAGAAGGCACGCCACAAUUUGGUGAUGCGCGAAAAUAGCUACCGCAGGGCACGGGACAGCACCAUCAAGUUGGAAGAAGAACGGUCCUCGGACAGCAUUCGAUACAUUAAGAAGAAGAAAACCAAGGAAGAUGCCAUGUUGAAGAAAGAAAUCGCUUCCCAGGACUAUCACUACUUCCAGAAGGAGCUGAAGUUGAAGCGCGACGAGAUCGAGGUCGUGAAGGCACAAGUGCUGCACGAGCUGUGUGACCUGGCUUACGAAUGCGACGAGAUGACCAAGAUGUGUUCUGUCGCCUAUUUCCAGGCUCUUUCAGGCAUCUGGGACUCAUUGCCGGGAAUCUACCAGUCGUUGAGCGCCACUGUUCGAGAUUACGUCCCCGGUGUUCAGUACUCACAGUACCUGUCACAGGUACUGAACCUUCAAGGCACUGCAAGCUCAAAGUACUACAGAAACAGUGCUUCCAGUGAACCGGUAGUGCCGGCCAUUCAAAUCAAUGGCAACACGGUGAUGCCCUCGAAGUCGAAGCCACCCUUCAUCGACACAAACCCGUCGUCUUCCGGCAGCGUUACCGUCGACGCUCUGCGCGACAUCCUUGAAGUUGCCAAGUCUGUCAGCACCUCGCAAACGCAACCUCGGCGUUCUUCAGACAAAACGAAAUUAGGUCGGAGAUCUUCGCUGAUGUCUGAUGCCGCUUUGUCUCAUCGUCUCCAACGAACUCGUGCGCCAACCAAGUGCUGCCACUGUGAUUCGUAUACGUUUUUCCAGACUGUACAGUGUACAGAGUGCGGCUUAGCAUGGCACAAGGCUUGCCUCGGCAGCGUCAACUUCAAGUGCGACAGCCUCAGACAUGAAACCAACGAAAACCGCAAGAUGAUCAUUUUCGGUAUGCCGCUGAAGAAACACCUGGACGACACGGGCACAGUGACUCCUGACGUGAUCCUUCGCUGUGGGCGGCAUCCGUUCGAAGGCAAUGCUGCCAGCGGCGCGUUUGUCUUGUUAAACUCUAACGUUCCGUUUCAGGGUCUCUACCGCGUCUCCGGCGUUAAGUCAACGAUAGAGGAGCUGUGUGACAAGUUUGAACGAGGCCAAGCGGAUCUGACGGACGUUCCCCCGGCGACCAUCGCGUCUGUCAUCAAACUGUACCUGCGCCAGUUGCCAGAGCCGUUGCUUACCUACGAGCUGUAUCAUGAUUUCAUAAGUUUUGCUCAGCGUUACGCAGAAUCGAAGAAAAAUGGCGAGUUUCUGUCUGCAUGGAAGAUCGUUUCGACGAUGAAACGCCUUUGCCAAAUGUUGCCCGUUGUGAACUACGAAACGCUCAAAUUUUUGUGUCUACACCUGAACAGGGUUACGUGGUUUGAGGAAGAAAAUCGAAUGUCUUCAACGAAUCUUGGCAUCAUUUUUGGACCUAGCUUGCUGUGGCUUGGUUCCAGAGAUUCAAGCUGGUCUCUUCAAGGUCUUCUCGAUGCCCCGUUCCAGACUCAUGUGGCGGAAUUGUUAAUAAAAUUUGCAUACAAAAUCUUUGAUGGCCAUUAUGAAGAAGAUAUGAAUCGUCUUGGCGUUAUAAAUGCCAAAGCCAUUGAUGAAGAAGAUGACGACUUCCUGUCAGAGCCUCUUGUGCAUGUUGAAUGUCCAGCACAUGAAAUCUCCGCAAAUGCCGAACAAGACCGAGUUCCUCAAUCGGCAACUCCAGAUUUGCUUCGAGAUAGCAAAUUACCAAAGAAACCUAGCGGGGAAACCUCAGAUUCAAUUUGUGUAGCAUCGUCGAGCAGUUCCGAAAACCAGGCCUUCAAAGGACCGCUGUCGAACCCCGACGCUGUGCCACUACGAUCAGAAGCCAGUGGCGACGGUAAGGCAACGUUUUUUACGUGGGAAACGCUGAACAGCUUCGAUAAUGAUGAACUUUCGCCGGCUCCGGUGCCCGUGCCUCACGUCAUGAACGACCUUGACAUCAGGUCGAUGUGGCAGAAGGCGGACGCAGUAUGCUUCGACGUUGAUUCGACGGUUUAUCCGCGCGAGUCGUUGGACGAGUUUGCGGAAUUCUUAGGCGUCAGCGAAGAAGUGAGGGAAAUGUAAGU